Octopus bimaculoides (California two-spot octopus) is the source of this 1945-nucleotide messenger RNA. RefSeq lists its product as uncharacterized. Lineage: Eukaryota; Metazoa; Mollusca; Cephalopoda; Octopoda; Octopodidae. Gene Ontology annotation, biological process: regulation of transcription by RNA polymerase II. The record is from RefSeq and is a predicted model, not a curated record. Gene Ontology annotation, cellular component: nucleus. Gene Ontology annotation, molecular function: RNA polymerase II cis-regulatory region sequence-specific DNA binding; DNA-binding transcription activator activity, RNA polymerase II-specific.
GUGUGAAUAAAAGAAGCCGUUAUGUCAUCGAGAACGGCUUUCCGAAUUCACGGAAUCAGAUUCGAUGAAGGUUUCUUUUUCAAUUUUGAGGAUCAAUUUUUGAAUUUGUAACAUUUUACAAAAAGUUACAUUACACUUUUUGUAAAAGGAGUCGUCUUGUAAGUUGUAGCAUUGAAAUAAUUUCAGUUUUAUAACUUUCUUAUAACUGCUUUACGUAACUUGAUCGUUAACACCAAUUGACAGUUGACUGCUAUUUUUAACAGUUUGAAUGACCUUAUUGAAGGCAAAUGCAGAUUCGACGUAAACCGUUUCAAGAAGGGGAACAUAUCGAACAAAGGGAAGCACAUAAACUAACACCAACCUGUAGGGUCAGGGUUGACAAGAUUAAACUACAAUAAGGAAGGACACAUUUACAAUGUACUUGCAAGGAUGGACCGUCUCUAACAUACAAAAAACGUAGCGUUUUAGCACUCUCUACUGAUUGGAGGGGAGUUCUUUACUUAUAAUCAAUUACAUCCAUUAUGUCAUUCUUAGCUACUGAGUCUAUCUAUGAGCAUUGUUAUCAGAUGAUAAGAUUAAAAUAUUUCACUGAAGAUUAAUCAACAAUGUUUAACAACUUUUCAACUCUAAAAAUAACUUCAUCAAGCUGAUGUCAUCCGUUGCUACAAUUCUUGGUUGAAUUGAUGUGAAAUAUAUUUUUUUUUAAAUUGAGAUUAUUUAUAGAAAUUACUGUAUAAUGUCAUUGCCACAGCCUCUGGGUUGGAACACAUACAAGAAAGGAGUACAAAUGUUCACUGGAAAAUUUUAUGUACAUAUUAAAUUGGAAUAUUCACAAUAUAUUUUGACUAAUGUAUAAGCAUUAUAUCUUAUUAAUUAAACGAGUUUUGUUAGCCUUUUGCUGCUUGUUUUUAAGCAUAUGAUUUUAUCCCAAUAAGCUCAGAAAUUCUUUCUUAAGAGCCAAGACAUCAUCAGACUUUAACAAAGACUGUCAUACAGAGAAAGUGUCAAUUAAAAGUGAAAGCUAUGGAUGGAAAAGCAGAGCCUGAAAAUAUUGAUUCAUAUAAUAAGGCACCUGAAAACAGAGAAGUGAAACCUCACCCUUGUGAUAUAUGUGGAAAGUUAUUCAGUACAGGCAAUUUGUUAUUUUGCCAUAGAUGUGUUAAUACAAGCAAAAAACUACAUCAGUGUGAUAUCUGUGGUAAAACAUUCUCUCGGAGUGGUAGUUUAAAUUCUCACAAACGUAUUCACACAGGUGAAAAACCAUACAACUGUGAUAUCUGUGGUAAAAAUUUCUCUCGAAAGGACAAUCUAUCUACCCACAAACGCAUCCAUAGUGGGGAGAAACCAUACAGUUGUGAUAUCUGUGGUAAAAUGUAUUCAGGAAGUUGUGAUUUAUUGACCCACAAACUUAUUCAUACAGGAGAAAGACCAUAUCAGUGUAAUAUUUGUGAGGAAACAUUUUCUACAAAGCGUCAUUUAUCUUGCCACAUACGCAUUCACACUGGAGAAAGACCAUACCAUUGUGAUAUCUGUGGAAAAACAUUCUCUCAAAGUAGUCAUUUCUCUCGACACAAACGUAUUCACACAGGAGAAAUGCCAUACUAUUGUGAUAUCUGUAGUGAUACAUUUUCUAGAAGUGAUAACUUAACUCAACACAAACGUAUUCAUACUGGAGAAAAACCAUACCACUGUGAUAUUUGUGGAAAAAAAUUUGCAAGAAGUUCUGAUUUGUCUUCUCACAAACGUAUUCACACAAAAGAAAAGCCAUAUAAUUGUGAUAUCUCUAGCAAAACAUCCUCUGAGACUCAUAAUCUAGUUUCCCACAAAUGUAGUCACUCUGAAGAGAAACCAUACUGCUUUGAUAUCUGUGAUGAAACAUAUUCUGGAAGUGCUGAAUUAUCCUGCCACACAAGAAAGACCAUACUGCUGUGAUAUCUGUAAUGAA